CCGUUGUAUUUGCUGUGUAUGAGCGGUCCAUCGCCACGGAGAUGCCCGGCGUUUACCAAUGCGACGUGUGUGAGCACUACUACAACUCAGCCGAGAGGAAGCCACUAUGUCUGCCCUGUGGGCAUGACUUCUGCAGGGACUGCCUCUCAAAAUUACGCUUGUAUAAAAAUUGCCCUACGUGUGAUACGAAAUUUACCUGUGACGUAGACAGUCUUCCAGUAAUCUACUCUCUCAUUCCCAAAAACGGCGAGCAAUACUUCAGCUAUGAAAGUCAGAAGCCCUCGUCUAGCAAUGAAGGCUUCAGGCGUCACAACGAACCCCCUCCAAGCUAUGAGAACUCCUGGAAAGAUGAUUACGUACCUCCUCGUAGCAAUGAAAGCUCCUGCCAUGAACAUAAAUUCGUGAGGGAGUUUUGGUGUUCUUCUUGCCACUACAAGAUUUGCAAAAAAUGUCUCAUAGGGAAACAUUCGUCGUGCAAAACGAUGCUUGUCGAAGACGUCAUUAAUGACUUCAAAUUAGGAUCCCCGGUAACUGAGGCCGUCAACGUUCUUAAGCAGAAGCUGGACGUUGAUCUUGCAAAGACUGAGGCGGCCUUAACAAGAAACCGGGAUUCUCUUGCAACGGUCGUUGAAUUCUUGAGCGUGGUUGAGAACGUCAGGGGGCUAUUAAAAUCAGAAAUAACGUCUCUACAGCAACACAGAAAAGUUCUUACGUCACUCAGUAACGACGUAAGACUUCUGACAGGAGUUCCAUAUAACUUACGGAAUGCUGCUAUUGAUCAGCACCGUCAGGUGCUUGAAUGGUCAACCACUCAUCAAAUCGAAACUGUCAAUCGCAACCAAGAACAGCUGGGUCAACCUCAGCUGAAGAAAAUUGCAGAACUCUGCAGUUUUGCCAAAUCGUUCAAGAUGCCCCAGCCCGAACAUGACGCAGGUUGGUUUGGAGGAUGGGGAAGCUACUUCUACGGGAGAGGUGGCUAGCCAGCCACUGCAAAGGUGGCUAACUAGCCACUUCAGAGGUGGCUAACUAGCCACUGAAGAGGUGACUGACUAGCCACUGAAGAGGUGGCUAAGCACCCACUUUAGAGGUGGCUAAACAGCCACUGCAGAGGUGGCUAACUAGCCACUUCAGAGGUGGCUAACUAGCCACUGAAGAGGUGGCUAACCGGCCUCUGCUGUAAGAUGACAAUGUUGAUACCAUUAGUCCCUUGAUAUUUCCUGAUUGAU
Hyalella azteca is the source of this 1226-nucleotide messenger RNA. RefSeq lists its product as uncharacterized. The transcript is spliced from 5 exons. NCBI's taxonomy places the organism in Eukaryota, Metazoa, Arthropoda, Malacostraca, Amphipoda, Hyalellidae. Gene Ontology annotation, molecular function: metal ion binding. The record is from RefSeq and is a predicted model, not a curated record. Bases 42 to 980 code for a protein of 312 amino acids.